This is a messenger RNA of Kwoniella shivajii, 1473 nucleotides long. RefSeq lists its product as uncharacterized. NCBI's taxonomy places the organism in Eukaryota, Fungi, Basidiomycota, Tremellomycetes, Tremellales, Cryptococcaceae. Gene Ontology annotation, biological process: transmembrane transport. Bases 1 to 1473 code for a protein of 490 amino acids. Gene Ontology annotation, cellular component: plasma membrane. Gene Ontology annotation, molecular function: transmembrane transporter activity. The record is from RefSeq and is a predicted model, not a curated record. The transcript has 3 exons.
AUGAAGGUGGACCAAUCCCUCAACCUCACUCAAGCGGCGAUGACUACUACCGAACAACAAUCCCUAGAGGACAAAAACACGAAUAACGAUGGUGACGCUACUGCAAAGAACUCGCCGGGUACCGAAAAUCUGGCACUCCCACACCUGAACCAUGUUUCGGGAAAGGAAAACGAUAACAGAGAUAGCGAGCUACAAGAUGGCUGCUUUUACUCUGUCGGGUUCAUCGGCAUGAUUUUCGCCGUCGAUGUCUUUACCGCUGAUACAUCUAACCUCAAAAACCGAGGUCUGGCUUACGCAUUCACUGCAUCCCCAUGGAUCAUCACCGCCUACGCUGGUCCUGCUAUUUCGCAGCGAUUCUACGAGAAUAAUUGGCGAUGGGCUUAUGGAUGCUUUGCAAUUAUACUUCCCUUUGUUGCUCUGCCAUUCUUUGUAUUCAUGCAAAUCCAGAAGCGAAGGGCCAUCAAAGCUGGAGAAAUCAUGUCGAAUAAAACCGCAAUGACUUGGACGAAAGCUUCAUGGUUCUACCUAGUCGAGUUUGACGUUCUCGGUGUCUUCCUCGUCGUUGCUGGAAUGGCGCUGUUCCUCCUCCCAUUCUCCAUUGCCACGUCUGCCGAGAACCAGUGGCAGGAGGGAUACAUCAUCGCCAUGUUGGUCCUAGGCUUCGUUCUCUUAGUCGCAUUUGCUCUGGUCGAGCGAUUCGUAGCUCCCAAACCAUUCAUCGCUUUCCACCUCCUCGCGAACCGGACCGUUCUUGGCGCCUGUAUGCUCAAUGUCAGCUGGCAAAUUGCCUAUUACUGCUGGGCAAGUUACUUCACAAGUUUCUUGCAGGUUGUCUACGACAUCUCGAUUAGUGAAGCAGGUUACAUCGCUUCCAUCUACGAUGUUGUCGCCGGUGUUUGGCUGUUCCCAGUGGGUUACCUGGUACGAAAGACUGGUUACUUUAAAUGGCUCCUCUACAUCGGUGUCCCGGUAUACAUUCUAGGCGAGGGCCUGAUGAUCUACUUCAGAAGACCUGGCUUUUCUAUUGGCUGGAUUGUCUUCACCCAGAUACUCAUCGCUUGGGCAGGAUCCUCUUUCACUCUUGUCGAGCAGAUUGCAGUCCUUGCGGCUGGUUCCCACAACGACUCUGCGGGUAUGUUGGCUAUCUUGGGAAUGUUUGGAUACUUUGCUGGAGCCAUUGGAAACUCGAUCUCUGGCGCCAUCUGGACCAACACGCUUCCUGCGAAACUUCAAGAAUUCCUUCCCGCCGAGACCGUCGAUCUUUGGGAGGAUAUCUACGAAGACUUAUCUAUUCAGCUCAGUUACCCUAUGGGUGAUCCAACUCGAACGGCUAUCAAUUUGGCAUAUGCAGAAGCCCAGCGUAGGAUGCUCAUCGCAGGAACUGCGAUUAUGGCUUUGGCUCUUGUAUGUACUAUAGCAAUCAAGAACAUUAAGGUGUCGGAGAUCGACCAAGUUAAAGGAGUGGUCUUUUAG